GGUGGUUGCUUCCAGGUAGAGUUUUUCAUCCGAUUUGGGCUCAAGUCAUUCCUUUCCUGGAAACCCUCUAACAUGUGACUUUGUUAAAAAGAAAAAAAAAAAAAUUUUGAUGAAUAACGUUGUCAUUUUACCAUUGGCUGAUGUAGAAGACAAUAGAUGUAAACAGUGUGUACGGUUCACUGGAAACUUAUCACCUCUUGUAGGAGGACGUUUCAUUUUCAUUUCACAUUUCAUGUAUCAGAAGAGAGAAAGAUUGAUUACUGUUAUGGAGAUAUCAGAACUUCAAUGCCAGAGUUCCUUUGCCGCCAAGUCUGAUUUUUACCAUGAGAGGCCUAAGAGGAAGAGAAUCCUCAACAAUGACAAGGGACAGGACUAUACCAUGCGGCCCAUGCCUACUCUUUUUCUGGAUUCAGAUAGGAGUAAAUAUGGUAGUGUGGGUAAAGAAAUUGAGGCACUUCAUGCUGAAGAGUUAAGAAUCAAGGCCCUUGGUGAUCAGAGAUCAAAAAUUCCAAAUCCUGAUCAAGAGAUCAGUCUUAUGAAUCACAAUGCUUUUGCCCCAUUUGCUAUCCCUGCUGUGUUUCUGGAUUCAGAUAAGAGUAAAUAUGGCAGUGUGGCAAAUGAAAUUGAGGCUCUGUGUGCUCGUGCUAUAAAGAUUGAGGCCCUUCAUGCUCAGAAAUCAAAAUUUUUGAAUCCUAGUCAUGAGCCUAUUGAGGUACUUAUUUCUUCAGAUAAGGAGCAGAGUGGAAACCUUUUAAAGUCAGAGAAACAUAAGAUCAUUCAUCAUGUCAAUCAUAAUUGUAGUAUUAGUGAGCAGGCAUCACAUUCAGAAGGUCAUAGUUUCAUUCAACCACUGGCUGGUCCAGCAAAUUCAACUUUAAGCGAUCAAACAGUCACCACACCAGAGGCAAAAAUUUUCAUCGACUUGGAGGAUGAUCAUGAUGGAAAUGAUGAUAGGGAAAAGUCAAAAACCAUCAUAUUCAUUGAUUCAGAGGAUGAAGACCUCCAAGCUCAAAGGUCUUUUCAUCACAAUCAGAAUGAUUUUUUGGAGGAACCUGCUGUUCAACUUCUACAAAAUGAUUCGAAGGUCAAUAGCAAUCAUGAAAUUGCUGUUAUGAUAGAUGAAAGUGUUGAGCCUGUUGACCAUUAUUCAGCAGGAAAGGUUUCAGAAGAAAUGGAGAUUGAGGAAGACAACCAUCAAAUUGGUGCUGCCUCUGAUUGUUUGGCAGACUUUGGUAAAAAUAUUGCACUUUUAGUAGAACGUGCUGCAGAUGAAGCAGGAAGCUCCUCUAGUAACAUUGUGGUUGGGAUGUCUAAAAGUUUUGAUCAAGUUGGGGGAUCAGGAGAAGUUAUAAGUCUCCCUGAAGCUGACAUAAAGCUAGAUAAAAGUGUGACUUGCUGCAUGGAUGAUGAAAUGGAUAUUGAGGAAAACAACCGCCAAAUUGGUGCUGCAGAUGAAAGUUUGGCUGCCUUUUCCAAAGAUAGGCCAUUUCCAGUAGAAUGCUCCAAGGUCAAGGGCUCAGAGAGACUAGUUCAAAGAGAAGAUGCAGGAAGCUGUUCCCAUGAAAUUGUGGGCAGCAUAUCUGAAAGUGUUGACCAGGUUAAGGGAACAGAUUCAGGAGAAGAAGUGAAAAAUCUUCCUUAUGUUGAUGCCAAGAUAGCUUCUGCAGAAGAAUUGGGAAGCCUUCCUAACGUUGAUGUCAAGAUAUCAUCUGUGGAAAAAGUGGGAAAUCUUCCUAAUGUUGAUGUCAAGAUAGCUUCUGCCAAAGAAGUGGGAAGUCUUCCUAAUGUUGAUGUCGAGAUAGCCUCAGAGGAAGAGCUGGAAAGUCUUCCAAAUGUUGAUGUCAUGAGUGCAUCAGGGGAAGGAUUGGGAAGACUACUUGCUUUGGAUGCCGAAACAGACGAAAGAUUUCAUGACCCAGAUGAUGAAAUGGUAAUUGAGAAGGAAAAUCAACAAACUGAUGGUGCAGAUGAUGAUCUGGCUCAUAUUUGGAAGGAAAUGGCGUUUUCAAUGGAAUGUUCCAAGGAUAUCUGUGAUAAUUCUUUACCUGAUAAACAUGCAAAAGAAGAUGAUGACUGUGAGCACUCAUUCAUACUCAAGGACGAUCUUGGAUAUGUUUGUCGCAUCUGUGGAGUAAUUCAGAGAGGCAUUGAGACCAUAUUUGAGUUUGUAUACAGUAAGGGCAAUAAAUCAACAAGGACAUAUGCAUCUGAACAUCAGAAUUCAAACAAGAGUAGGUUGAAUGAGAAUGAUCCUGAUGGAGUUAAGUCUCCUGAAGAUGAUUCAAUGGUGACAGAAGUUUCUGCCCAUCCAAGGCACUGGAAACAGAUGAAGCCCCAUCAAGUGGAAGGCUUCAAUUUCCUCUGUAGGAAUCUUCUGGUGGAUGAGCCAGGGGGUUGCAUAUUGGCUCAUGCUCCAGGCUCUGGUAAAACAUUUAUGAUUAUAAGUUUUAUUCAGAGUUUCUUAGCAAAAUUUCCCCAAGGAAAACCAUUGGUUAUAUUGCCAAAAGGCAUAUUGCCAACUUGGAAGAAAGAGUUCCAAAGAUGGCAGGUCGAAGACAUCCCACUGCUUGAUUUUUACACUUCAAAAGCAGAGAAUCGGUCUCAGCAGCUUGAUGUUUUGAGACAAUGGAUGAAGCAAAAGAGCAUCUUGUUUUUGGGGUACAAGCAGUUCUCUGUAAUUGUCUGUGAUGAUGGUAGCAGCAACAAGGUGGCAGCUGACUGUCGAGAUAUAUUGCUAAGGGGACCCUCCAUUCUUAUUUUAGAUGAAGGUCACACUCCAAGGAAUGAAAACACAGAUGUCGUUCAAUCAUUAGCAAAGGUGCACACCCCUCGGAAAGUGGUUCUUUCAGGAACACUUUACCAAAACCAUGUAAAAGAGGUGUUCAAUAUCUUGAAUCUUGUUCGUCCAAAGUUUCUGAAGUCCAGGACUUCACGAGCUAUUGUAGCCCGUAUUAUGAGCAGAGUACAGAUACCAGCUGAAAGGAAACAAUUGAAAGUUGGUACUGAAUCGGCAUUUUUUGAUUCCGUAGAGUAUACACUGCAGAAGGAUGAAGAUUUCAAAAGGAAAGUAGCUGUCAUACAAGAUCUCCGUGAGAUGACUUGCAAAGUCCUCCAUUACUACAAGGGAGAUUUUCUUGAUGAGUUACCUGGACUUGUUGAUCUAACUGUUGUGCUAAAACUGAGUGCAAGACAGAAAGAUGAAGUGCAAAAGUUGAGGAAGUUGGAUAAGUUGAAGCGGAUAGCGGUGGGAAGUGCUGUGUAUGUGCAUCCAGAGUUGAAAUAUUUUUCAGAGAAAUAUCCAGCAACUGGAGACAAAGGCUCAUCAGUCAAUGAUGAAAAUAUAGAUCGAAUGUUAGAAAAACUCGAUGUGAAACAUGGGGUGAAGAUGAAAUUCUUUCUUAAUAUACUGGGUUUAUGUGAAUCGAAUGAUGAGAAGCUGCUCGUUUUCAGCCAGUUUAUACUCCCCUUGAAACUUUUGGAGAGAGUUUCAGUAAAGCAAAAGGGGUGGAGAUCCGAAAAAGAACUGUUUAUGAUAACAGGUGACACAAGUUCUGAACAAAGGGAGCGGUUUAUGGAACGGUUUAACAGUUCCCCAGAUGCUAAAGUCUUAUUUGGUUCAAUCAAAGCCUGUGGGGAAGGGAUCUCUUUGGUGGGGGCAUCCAGAAUCCUGAUCCUGGAUGUUCACCUCAACCCCUCGGUAACACGCCAAGCAAUAGGCCGUGCAUUUCGACCAGGGCAGACGAAAAAAGUAUACACUUAUAGAUUGGUUGCAGGUGAUUCACCUGAGGAGGAGGACUACCUCACUUGCUUCAGAAAGGAAUUGAUUUCCAAAAUGUGGUUCGAGUGGAAUGAAGGCUGUGGGCAUCAAGACUUCAGAGUAAAUACUGUUGAUGUGGACGAUUGUAAUGAUCCCUUCUUGGAAAGCUCAGUCCUGAGGGAUGAUAUAAAGGUUUUAAACAAAAGGUGAACGCAGGUAUCUAUAACCAGCCCUAGGGCAUUCCAUUGGUAAACAGCAGUACACUUGGGUGGACAAAGGUUGUCAACUUUUUUUGUGCUCAUUAAUGCUUUUAUUUGUAUCAUGAGCUAGUUUUUCAUGUGUUUCGGUAUAGGGGAACCUAAGAACAAGAAAUUUACAGAACAAACUGUUAAAAGUCAAGUCAUUUUGGAAAUAUUAGUCAUAGAAGGGGUACGUUGAAACCCAAAAUACAAGGAAUCCAUGCUUGUGGUUUAAGUCGAAAUGUUCUUACAAUGUAAUGGUGAUUUUGAUGAGUGUUGGAAGCUGUUGGUAUAACAAAGACAGUUGUCAAAAACAACUAGGAGCAAAAGAACACAGAAAGCGUGAAUGUACAUGGUGACAAGAUAACAAGCAAAUUCCUACCUUUAUUUCAAAUCAGGAGUGUCUUUUUUU
Molecule: messenger RNA, 4408 nt
Organism: Rubroshorea leprosula
Lineage: Eukaryota; Viridiplantae; Streptophyta; Magnoliopsida; Malvales; Dipterocarpaceae
Source: the annotation of a GenBank genome assembly